Messenger RNA from Aaosphaeria arxii CBS 175.79, 420 nucleotides. RefSeq lists its product as uncharacterized. The coding region runs from base 80 to 262 and encodes 60 amino acids. Lineage: Eukaryota; Fungi; Ascomycota; Dothideomycetes; Pleosporales. The transcript has a single exon. The record is from RefSeq and is a predicted model, not a curated record.
UUCCCAGACUAUGAGCCUUUUUUCGACUUUAGGCAUUUCCAGCAAGGCAUCAGAUAGCCCCUAACUACCAAAUUCAGAUAUGAGUAGAUUAUUAAGACUUGAUGCAAAAGCUGCAGAAGUACAAGCACUAGCAGGCUACGAUGAUGAUCAGUGGCGGUGGUUUCAGGCAAGGUCUUUACAUAACGGUAUAUUUCAGGCUAACGACAUGCACAGAAGCUUACACUCUCCAAAGCAAAAGAAUAUAAAGAAAGAUUUUCAGUAGGCUGGCCAGAUUUAAAGCCAACAGACAAAGGAGACCUUAUUCAGGAUAUUAAAUCUGUAAUAAAGGAGGAUCAACAGUUAGAGAUUCCGCACGACGAUGUCAUUCGCUGGCGGUUGGACAAGGCCAUGCGCUCUAGUAUGUAACAUGACCGUAUUUAC